GUUUAAUAAGUAAGGUUAUGGUUAUGUUAUAUUUAUAAGACUUUUUAACUGAUUGUUGUGCAUGUAAAUCAAAAACAAUAAGGAUUUCAUUUUAAACCAACAUUAAAUGAGAUUGAUUUUAAUUAAGUUUACAUAAUAUUGAUCUUACUGUUAUGAUAUCAUUUUUUUGUUUAAAAAUAUGAACGAAUUUUCUGAAGAUACUUCCAAACAAUGCAGGUUUUGCUCUGCAAAAAAAUUAUUAAUUACUUUAAAAAGAAAAACGGAUGUGAAAAUACGAAAAUUGAUUGAAGUUACCAUAGGAAUUAAGAUUGAAGAAAAUGACUACUACAAUAAUGUAUGUUUAAAUUGUAUAACGUUUGCCUACAACAUACAUGUGUAUAAAGAAAAUACCCAGAUACGAGAAGACAAAUUAAAGGGUUUCCUGAAAGAAAGAAAUAUGCAUCAAACACACAAAUCACCUGUAAAACCAACGAAAAAUAACAACUUAUACAAUGUUUGUAUAGAUAUAUCAUCUAUAGGUGACUGGAUAAAGGAUCGACGACAAGAUUUACUAAAACACUGUGACAACGCUAUUUUACUUAAAAAUCGGCCUUUGCAAAAGAUUAGUAUAGGUAUUCAAGUGGGAAAAUCAAAUUCAACUGUAGCUGUUCAAACUGAACUAUGUACUAAGAAUAAAGGAGUUCAAGUGAAAAAUUGUAAUUCGAGUGUAGCUGCAGUUCAAACUAAACUUUUAACUACAGAUAUAGGUAUUCAAGUGAAAGAUUGUAAUUCAAGUGCAGCUGUUCAAACUGAACGUUACACUAUGGAUGUAGGUAUUCAAGGAGAAGAUUGUAAUUCAAAUGCAGUUGUUCCACUUAAACCUGAUACUAUGGAUAUAGGUAUUCAAGUGAAAAAUUGUAUUUCAAGUGUAGCUCUUCAAACUGAACUUUCUGCUAUGGAUUUCAAUAAUAAGCUUUGCAAUGAAAUACCAUUUAAUUCUGUAUGUAUGCAGAUAGAUGACUUUCAACUCAAAAAGAGAAAAUUAAACGAUGUAUCGGAAGAAUAUCUAAAAUCACUAAAACUAAUUAAAGUGGAUGAGCAGAUGAUCCAUCAAAAUGACUCUUGCGAAAUAACAACACCUAGACAUACAAGGCGAAGAGCAAUGGAGAAGGCUGCUGAACCUCUCACAGUAGAAACUACAUCCUUAUCGAAUAUGCAUAAUGAUUCAAUUCAUAUAAAAACAUCACCUAGGUCUAACACGCCUGUGAAUUCUGUAAGUGAGAGUCUUUUAAUACCUUAUACUGGAGAGAAUCUUGUACUGUGUACAAUAUGCGAUGCUGCUGUAGCGCCGAAAACUUUGAAAAAACACGAAAGAAUACAUAGAAAGUGUUCCAUAUGCAAAAAGUCUUUUCGAACAGUGAAAAAAUUUAAGGAUCACCGAACAGAAUGUUUAGGAGGAAUAAUUACGAGGGGCAUGACUAUUUCUCUGAACAGAUUGGAAACAUUGGAAGAAAUAAUGAAACAGCAUCCAAAUGUUCUGCCGUCUGGUCAUAAUUGAUAUAAUAUGAAUUCCAAUGAUUUAAUUUACGAUAAUUUGUUCUUAAGAGCGUAGGCGCAAAUAUUUUACGGCUAUAUCUACUUUUUCUUUCUUUACACGUCAAAUUACGUGUAUCAAAAUUUUCACUGGUAUGGAGAUGUAAAUAUUAUUUGACAAUGACAUUGUCAUCAUUAACGAGAUGGCUUUUGAAUGUUCUUGGAUAACCGUUUCUUGCAUAAUGGCUUAAAUUCAGUUAAUUAAUAUGAUUAUUUUUCAUUGACUAUAUACAGUGGAGCCUCGAUAACUCGGAUCAAUCGGGACAGCGGCCGAUCCGGGUUAGCCGGAGAAUAUGGUAAAAAUUAAUAAAAUACGGAAUACUUACAGAUAAACUCCGUUAUAAUUGAAAUAACAUGAACUAUAUUAUACAGUGAUGAGCGUGCUAAUAACCGGCAAAAUAGCGCAAAAGAUGGAAAACAUAUUAAAUUGUGAGAUAAAAAGAAAUAAAACUAGUAGAGUUGUUAAAUUUAGUGAUAGUAACAUAUAAAUUCACAUUCUAUUGAUUGUUUACACCUUUAUACGUAUUAGAGGAGUAUGUCAACGAAAACUGUCACUGUGACAGUGGCAUUUCUCAAAUUCGUCGGAUAUAUCUAAAGGUGAGAAAUAAUCAAUAUAACGUCAAUCUAUAAGUUACUAUCGCUAAAUUUAACACCUUCACUAAGUUCAUCUCUUUUUAUCUCACAACUUAAUAUGUUUUCCAUCGUUUGCGUUAUUUUGCCGGUUAUUAGUGCGCUCAUCACUGUAUAUGCACAGUAACUGACAUCUAAAUUACUAAAAACACGCAAACACAAACCUAAAGGCACGAUUCUGACAUCGACGGCAACUGCAACGGCAGUUAGAGUUGUCACCAUGACGACGUCAUUACUUUGCACUAUUAAUUUGUAUAAUUAUUAGCAACUGGUGACCGACAGAACGUCAGUUGCUAAGAAAUAUACAAAUUAAUAGUGCAAAGUAAUGACGUCGUCCUGGCGACAACUGCAACUGCCGCCCUGCAGUUGCCGCCUGUCGUCGAUGUCGGAAUCGUACCUUAAGCAAACGGAAACGAACAAUACAAGACUUUGUACUACACACAAUACAGUCACAAUCGGAACGAUGUUAUGUUAUUUAAGAACAGUGAAAACUAAGACCAUUGUUUAAAAAAGAAUUUUUUAAACAAUGCUAAGACAGUUUGAAAUAAAUAAAGGAAUACUACAGGUGCUUGUUGUUUCCGAUAAUCCUACACAAUGAACGUGAAUCUGCCGCCGAGUGCCAUGAGUCAUUUUUACUAUCGUAUAGUUCAAAUUACACAAAUACACAUUAUCUCUCAAAUAUAUUACAUACAUUUUUAUUGUUGCAAUGUUUGUGUGAUGAAAAUCGGUCCGGGUUAGCCGGAGUUCCAGGUUAUCGGGACCGAUUUAUCGGGGUUCCACUGUAUUCAGUGAUUACAAUAAUUUAUAUACUAUACUAUAAAAACUAAUACUUAAUCGAGAAAAGAGGAAAAGUGAUAAAGUGAUUUUUUUAAUAAUAUAUUUAUUUCCAAAUAUGUACUUGGAUAACAGAAUAUAUCCUGGUGUAUUCUCAGCUUGGAUCUUCCAAUAAUAAACUAUAAAUAACUUUUUAUUAAUUUUACGUAUUAUGCAAAUCAAUUAUUUAUCAAAUACACUAUCAAUAUUAUUUAAUAAACAACUCAAAAUAUUCCUGAAGACGUGUCAAAUAUUUAGUAGCCUUAUUUGUCACUGUCUCGUCACCACAGUCUGUUCGACUGAGUGCAUUGUAUGACAAAGAUAGCGAAUGUUUGAUUUGGAAAAUAUCACCACGGACAUGGUGUUCAUUUUUUUUUCGAACCCUGGAAAAACUAAUAGUUUUGAAAAAGGACCCCGCAGAAACCUUAUGGGAAAUGACUCUCUGUCAAAUGCUCUGAAACUUUGGGUUCUGGUAGUCCUUGAUGUGUAGAACAAAAGACUCAAUGGGCGCGUAGCUCCAGAGAAUCAUGGUUUUAAGAUAUAAGCCUCUGAAGGUUAUAGGUACAGUGAGGACGUUUGAUUUGGAAUAAAUUCAUUUUCUCGAGAAUCUGCGACUCUGGAGAUAAAUUACGAAUCAGGUCGAUUUUUAUUUUUAAAUUAUAAUUUUUUGGCAUAUAUAUACUAGUGACGUCAUCCAUCUGGGCGUGAUGACGCAAUCGAUGAUUUUUUAAAAUCAGAAUAGGGGCGUGUGAUAGCUCAUUUGAAAGGUUAUUCAAUUCUCUAUUCAAUAAUAUAAACAUUAACAUCAAUAUUUAUACAGGGUACACCAAAAUUUUUUAGAAUUAAAUUAAUUGAGACAAAAAGAAGAAUGUAUAUAAUUUAUUUAAUUCGAAAUACAUUUUACUGCUGUUAGAAAACAGAAAAAAAUGUUAAUUUGAAAAAUGAUCAUUGCUUUUUGCUUAAAUUAAAUGUUCAAACUGCUAAGAGGCAGGUGGGUGGCAGCUUUAAUAUUGAAUUUAAGCGAAAAACAAUAUUUAUUUAUCAAAUAAACAUUUGCUGUUUUCGGACAACAGUAAAAUGUAUUUCGAAUUAAAUAAAUUAUAUACAUUCUUCUUUUUGUCUCAAUUAAUUUAAUUCAAAAAAAUUUUUGGCACCCUGUAUAAAUAAUUAUGUUAAUGUUUAUAUUAGUGAAUAGUGAAUUAAAUAACCUUUCAAAUGAGCUAUCACACGACCCCUAUUCUUAUUUCAAAAAAUCGUCGAUUGCCUCAUCACGUCCAGAUGGAUGACGUCACUAGUAUGAUAUACCUAUAUGCCAAAAAAUUAUAAGUUAAAAAUAAAAAUCGACCUGAUUCGUAAUUUAUCUCCAGAGUCGCCCAUUCUCGAGAAAAUGAAUUUAUUCCAACUCAAACGUCCUCACUGUACCUAUUAAGGUACGAUUCCGAAAGAGGCUGCAGACCGCAAACCGCAGACUGCAGCGACAGUGUCGUCUGCGGUCAGACCAAUUCUGAGCAGAACUGCACUUCAUCUACAUAAUAUCGACAACAGCAUUGCACGAUGGGAAUUUAUAAUAGUAUAAUAUUAAAAGUCGUAUAAGUAGGAUGUCAGACGCAAUGAACAACGAUGAAUUAAUGUUAUAUCUUUUGAUGGAAGAAGAAGAUGACGACUAUCUUUUACUUUUGCAUUAUAAAAAAAAAGGAAAUCAACUAGGUCCCUAUUUAAAAGUAAACAAUUUGAAGGAAGCUUGCCUCGUAAAUAACUUAAUAUUUUGCUAAACAAUUAAUUAAUUAAUUGCCCUUCUUGUUCAUUUAAAAUACUCAUUUUCAAAAGAAAUUCAAUUCUUUUCAAUUUAAGUCAAUUUGGAAACGGCAAAAAUACGUGUCGUCGAUCUGCGGUGGCGACGUUCUGCGUGCGGUGGCGACAGUGCCGCUCUACUCGACAUCAACCUCAUAAGAAACCAUAUGAAUCAGUAGGUCUGUCGCUGCGGUCUGCGGUUUGCAGUUUGCGGUCUUGUUCGGAAUCGUACCUUUAGUGAUGUAACGAAUGUCAUUUUUUGAAUAUUCGCGAAUACGAAUGCGAAUAUCUGCUACCGACAUUCGCGAAUGCGGAUGCGAAUAUUCAGUUUUUUUUAAAUUUGUUUCUAUUUUGCAAUGUUUUCUAAAUUUUAAAAUAAGAAGUUAAUAGAUAUUUAGUGUAAAUUUUAUUACUUCUUCUUUGUCAUAAUCCUCUGUGCCCUUCAGUGCGUCGGAUAUAGGGUUCCGCUCCGCUUAUUAUACAUUUCUUCCACGCACUUUCAUUGGUAGCCAGUUUGUUCAUAUCUCUUAUAAUCAUGUCUCUCUUUUCACCUAUAUCAUGGAUUUGGUCCAUCCAUGUCUUCUUCGGCCUUCCCUUUUUUUGUUACCAAUUUUGGCUUAAUGUACCUUCUUUGUUAGCCUCUUUUGCUCCAUUUGCAAAAGUUUUGUUCCAAACCAAUUCAAUUGUUAGUUUUUGAUCUUCCUUAUGUCAUUAUCGGAUUAACUAUGCUGUUAUAUACUUACUCUGAGUUUAAGCUUAGUUUUGUUAUCUAUUUCAGAUUUCCCAAAAUUUGUAUUAUUUAAUGAGUAAUACACGUUAGUAGCCUUCUUCAUUUUAUAACUCUUAUUGACAUGUCCGUUUUUCCAUCAUCUUCCAAAUACAUAAUAUAUUUCAAAUUAAAAGCUUUAUUACAUAAUACCAAAUAAGAAAUAAAGUGAAGGCUGAUAAUGUGAUUAUUGAAGUUAAGACAUUCACGCACACGACUUAUAUUAUUACCUUUAUAGAUUUAGCCAUACAGCUCACACUCCCUCUACUUUAUAUCCAGAUUUAGCCAUACGGCUCACACUCCCUCUAAGGGGAAAAUUGACUCAUCCCAGAUACCUACGGUAUCAAAAGGAUUGAGCUCUGGUGGGACUCUUUCCGUGUUAUCGAGCCCUAGGUGACUUGGUAUGCAGGUGUAUCUCCCAAAAAUGUUCGUACACAUCUGGCCGUUGCUAGUAGUACAGCUUUCUGCAUGGUCUUGUAAAGAUGUUCAUUUAGACCCAGCCUUUUUAUGCUUUCGAGGAGGUUCUUCGGAAUGACUCCAGUAGUAGACAUAACAAUAGGUAUCGUCUGGGUACUUUGCAUUCUCCAUUGCCUUCGUAUCUGAAUUUCUAGAUCUCUGUACUUGGCGAUCUUUUCAGUGAAUUUACUACGUAGAUUAUUGUUAUUAGGUAUCGCCACAUCAAUUAGUGUUGUUUGUCUUGUUAGUUUAUUAACUAGUACGAGAUCUGGUCUAUUAUAUGCCACUGUUUGGUCUGUGAGCACAGUGCGGUCCCAGUAUAACUUGUAGUUACCAUCCUCAAGCAUACUCUCAGGAACGUAUUGAUAAUACGGGAGAUGGUCCGUUUGGAGAAGUCCCAGCUUGAUAGCUAUCUCUUGAUGAAGGAUUUUUCCCACUGCGUCAUGCCGUUCCUUGUAUUCAGUUGCAGCAAAUGCCUGGCAGCCUCCUGUAAGAUGUUGGAUGGUUUCUUGGGCUUGACAUCCAUAUCGGCAUCUGUCGUUUUGAACCUGAGGGUCUUUGAUGAUAUAUUUCAGGUAGUUUCUGGUUGGUAUAACCUGAUCCUGAAUGGCCAGUAAUGAACCCUCCGUUUCAGGGAACAUCUUUCCUGAUGUCAACCAGUAGUUCGACGCUAUAUUGUCGACAUAAUCUUGAUGAUAAUCUCAUUGGGAUGUCGCCCGUGCAAAGGUUUACCCAUCCAGGCGCGCACUUUUUCGUCCUUAGUAAGGUGCUUUAUGCGCAGUUCUGCUUCCCUCAGUUUGAUCGGUGUUGUGUCAUCUACUGCGCAGAUAGCGCGAUGUAGAGUAGAUGUCUCAGCCUGCAUCUGAAAAUAAGUUCUUAAAUUAGCAAUUUGUUUAUCUAAUUGCUCACCUAUAUCCAUAAGUCCUCUUCCUCCUAAAUACCGGGGUAAUGUCGUUCGUUCUACAGCACUUUUAGGGUGGUGUUUUUGUGCCUUUGUGAGGUGUGUUCGUACUUUUCGCUGAAGAUUUUCUAUAUCCGUUUUUGUCCACUUAACAAUACCAAAUGAAUAGCUAAGCGCGGAGCAAGCGUAGGUGUUUAGUGCCUUAAACAAAUUUUUACUGUUAAGCUGUGAACGAAGCAGCUGUUUUACCCUUCUUAUAAACUCAAUAGUUAUCUCAGUUUUCAUUUGCUUAUGGUCAAUUUUCCGCGCCUGCUUUACUCCAAGAUAUUUGUACAUAUCGUUGUCGCCCAUGGCCUCGAUAUUCUGGCCAUUUUGCAUAUCGAAUCCACCGCGCUGUACCUUUCCUCUGACUAUAUUCAAAACACGGCACUUGUCUAGACCGAACUGCAUACUAAUAUCAUUAGAAAAUGUUUCUACAGUUUUUAGCAUCUCUUCUAGGUGUUCUCGAGUGGAAGCCAUUAAUUUCAAAUCAUCCAUAUACAACAGAUGAUUAGCUUCGCUACCACAGUAUUAUUGCUUUUAAUGCUAAAACCUGAGUCAGUGGAGUUUAAUAGCUGGGAAAGGGGGUUCAAAGCUAAACAGAACCACAAUAUAAACUACUUUAUAUAUUAUUAUUAUUAUUAUUUACCCAGAUUUAGCCAUACGGCUCACACUCCCUCUAAGGGGAAAAUUGACUCAUCCCAGAUACCUACGGUAUCAAAAGGAUUGAGCUCUGGUGGGACUCUUUCCGUGUUAUCGAGCCCUAGGUGACUUGGUAUGCAGGUGUAUCUCCCAAAAAUUUUCGUACACAUCUGGCCGUUGCGAGUAGUACUGCUUUCUGCAUGGUCUUAUAAAGAUGUUCAUUAAGACCCAGCUUUUUUAUGCUUUCGAGGAGGGUCUUCGGAAUGACUCCAGUAGUAGACAUAAUAAUCGGUAUCGUCUGGGUACUUUGCAUUCUCCAUUGUCUCCGUAUUUGAAUUUCCAGAUCUCUGUACUUGGCGAUCUUUUCAGUAAAUUUAGUACGUAGAUUAUUGUUGUUAGGAAUCGCCACAUCAAUGAGGGUUGUUUGUCUCGUUAAUUUAUUGACUAAUACGAGAUCUGGUCUAUUAUGCGCCACUGUUUGGUCUGUGAGCACAGUGCGGUCCCAGUAUAGCUUGUAGUUGCCAUCCUCAAGCAUACUCUCAGGGACGUAUUGAUAAUAUGGGAGAUGGUCGGUUUGGAGAAGUCCCAGCUUGAUAUCUAUCUCCUGAUGAAGGAUUUUUCCCACUGCGUCAUGCCGUUCCUUGUACUCAGUUGCAGCAAAUGCCUGGCAGCCCCCUGUAAGAUGUUGGAUGGUUUCUUGGGCUUGACAUCCAUAUCGGCAUCUGUCGUUUUGAACAUGAGGGUCCUUGAUGAUAUAUUUCAGGUAAUUUCUGGUUGGUAUAACCUGAUCCUGAAUGGCCAGUAAUGAACCCUCCGUUUCAGGGAACAUCUUUCCUGAUGUCAACCAGUAGUUCGACGCUAUAUUGUCGACAUAAUCUUGGCUGACCUCAUUGGGAUGUCGCCCGUGCAAAGGUUUACCCAUCCAGGCGCGCACUUUUUCGUCCUUAGUAAGGUGGUUUAUGCGCAGUUCUGCUUCCCUCAGUUUUAUCGGUGUUGUGUCAUCUACUGCGCAGAUAGCGCGAUGUAGAGUAGAUGUUUCAGCCUGCAUCUGAAAAUAAGAUCUUAAAUUAGCAAUUUGUUUGUCUAAUUGCUCACCUAUAUCCAUAAGUCCUCUUCCUCCUAAAUUCCGUGGUAAUGUCGUUCUUUCUACUGCACUUUUUGGAUGGUGUUUUUGUGCCUUUGUGAGGUGCGUUCUUACUUUUCGCUGAAGAUUUUCCAUGUCCGUUUUUGUCCACUUAACAAUGCCAAAUGAAUAGCUAAGCGCGGAACAUGCGUAGGUGUUUAGUGCCUUAAACAAAUUUCUACUAUUAAGGUGUGAGCGAAGCAGCUGUUUUACCCUUCGUAUAAACUCAGUAGUUAUCUCUGUUUUCAUUUGUUUGUGGUCAAUUCUCCGCGCUUGCUUUACUCUUGCACUUGCUUUACUGUAAUUAUUAUUUAUAUUAUUAACUUUUAUUAUUACUUUAUUAACUUAUAUUUUGUAUUUUUUUUUAUAUUGACGAUUUAUCAAAUUUCAGAAAAUUGUAUUUGUUAUUGUUAUUGUUAUUAUUAUAUUAUUUAUUUAUUUUUUUCUGACUUUAUAUUAAGCUUUGUCCAUAAAAUUUGUACAAUUUUCAGUGACAAUAAAGCAUAUUUCUAUUCUAUUCUACUGUAUAUAAAGUCACUUAAUCCAUAAGAAGACGUGUCUACAUGUGAAGCGUGUCCGUGAAUGUGUUAAGUUACCUUUUCUUGAUAAAAACGACGAGAAGUGAUUAGAUUUUGAUUUUAUUAACCAAAUACUGUAUUUCCCAAAAUAAACAGUACUGAAACUGAAACACAGAUAUAUUUUUGUGGGCGCUGUCAUAUUCAAAUUAACUAGUAUAGACAUGUAGAGUAAUCUUUAAAUAAUUACUUAUUAAGGCCUAAUUGUUAAAAAUGGUGUUAAGUACAGAGGAGAAAGUGUUUCUCGUGGAGCAUUAUUUUCGCUCAUACGGAAUCUGCCGACGUAAUAGUGCAAGUCUGCAAUACCUGUGUGAUCAAUUCACACAACGCAACGGUUUAAUAAACGUUCUAAUGCUGUAAUUUUCAACAACCUUCAAAAUUACAGCAUUACUUGGACAACGUUUAUUAAACUGUUGUGUGAAUUGAUCACACACGUAUAGCAGACUUGCACUAUUACGUCGACCGAUUCCGUAUGAGCGAAAAUAAUGCUCCACGAUAAACACUUUCUCCUCUGUAUUUAACACCAUUUUUAACAAUUAGGCCUUAAUAAGUAAUUAUUUAAAGAUUACUCGACAGGUCUAUACUAGUCAAUUUGAAUAUGACACCGCGCACAAAGAUAUAUCUGUGUUUCAGUUUCAGUACUGUUUAUUUUGGGCAAUACUGUAUUAACUUCAAAUUAUUUUUUUGUGUUAUUCAUAUUCGCACAAACUUUCGCGAAUGCGAAUAUGCGAAUAUUCGCGGAUGCGAAUACGAAUAUUCGUUACAUCACUAGUACCUAUAACUUCAGAGGCUUAUAUCUUAAAACCAUGAUUUUUUGGAGCUACGCGCCCAUUGAGUCUUUUGUUCUACACAUCAAGGACUACCAGAACCCAAAGUUUCAAAGCAUUUGACAGAGAGCCAUUCCCAUAAGGUUUCUCCGGGUUCCUUUAAACGCAAAAUGAAAUAUUACAUCAUUACCGAUGGUAGAAAGUCCCUUAGAAUAAACAAAAAGUUUCUUUUGAACGACAUAUUUGAAAUUAAAAAUCACACCUCUUCUUUUUCACCCCGGUAACUUAUUAAAAUAAACAGAAGUUUUCAAGGGCUUUCUAUCCUCGGUAAUGAUGUAAUCUUUCAUUCGGCGUUUAAAUUUUUCAAAAUAGUUAUUAGUUUCCUCAGGAUUCGAAAAAAAAAAUGAAUGCAUUUAAAUAGGAUUGGAGCCGAAAGUUUGCGCCUAUCCUCUUAACAUUUUACGGGUCAUUUGUGAACGUCAGAAAAUAGAAAUGUUAAAAUAAACUUAUUUUAAAGUAAAA
Diabrotica virgifera virgifera (western corn rootworm) is the source of this 10597-nucleotide messenger RNA. RefSeq lists its product as uncharacterized. The transcript has 4 exons. Bases 179 to 1537 code for a protein of 452 amino acids. The record is from RefSeq and is a predicted model, not a curated record. NCBI's taxonomy places the organism in Eukaryota, Metazoa, Arthropoda, Insecta, Coleoptera, Chrysomelidae.